Molecule: messenger RNA, 654 nt
Organism: Paramecium primaurelia
Lineage: Eukaryota; Ciliophora; Oligohymenophorea; Peniculida; Parameciidae
Source: the annotation of a GenBank genome assembly
AUGCCAAUACAGGUGUACUUUAAAGUCAGAUGUGAUACACAUUCAUCUCAAGAACUAAGAAUUGUUGGAGAUAUUCCAGCUUUAGGAAUGUGGAAUCCAUUUAACAGCCUGACUUUACAUACAAAUAAUGAAAUAUAUCCUUUUUGGGUAGGAUAUAUUUAUGAGGAACUAGAAUAAAGUAAAAUUUGAUUGAAAUUUGUAGAUACUUUGAUUCAAUUUAAAGCAGUUAUUAUUGAAAAUGAUGAGAUUAUAUGGGAAUAAAGCGAAAAUAGAGCUAUAUAAAUUAGAUACUAAUCAUAGAGUGUCUUAUUUACUUUUAGUGGCACAUUCACAUAGAUGGUUAAAAUCUAAUCAUAUCUUGAUUAGCCAUCUGAUUCAGAAUCAGAAUCAAUUGAUAUUAGUAUAUUGUUUUAUAUUAAUAAAUGUUAGAGGGAGCAAGGAAAAUCUAUCUCUAGACUUCUUAACAUCCUUAUGAUUAUGAGUUCGUGAGUUCAGUAAAAAUCCUAUUGUAAUUAGGACUCUAGUAAAGACAAGAGUGAAUAAUAAAGUUCUCAAAAAUCAAGUUUAAAUUCAAAGUCAUCUAGUUUAGAAUAAUUCGAUAACCAAGAAACUUUAUAAGAAAAAAUUGCUUAAAUUUCUAGUUUUAGAUUCUGA